AUGUCAAACAUAGUUGAAAUAUCGGACCCAAGAUCCCCUACGGUAGAAUUUGUCAGAACUCCACUACGAGUAAGUUACAUAAUCAAUUAUAAUAUUUUUAUUUUGUUAAUUUUAACUUAUUAGGUAGUUAAAAUGAUAAUUGAUGAAGAAAAUAUUCCUACUGAGACACGUUUAAUCAACAACUUGUCCUGUGAUCAAGUGAAAUCUAUACCAAUUGUUAGUAGCAAUACAGAUACAGAUGAUUCAUUCCAUUCAGCAGUUGAUGAUGAUGACAUGGAACUUCUUAUUCCUAAUAUGACCACUCCAAAAGUGAAGAAAAAUAAAUUUAUACAAAGGAGGGCACUGGGGUGUAUUAAAAAUCGUCUGAUUGAAACACCCAAGACAGAUAUGCGACGUAAAGUCUGGCGUAACAUGGAAGAAGAGAGGGUAAAAAAAGGAGUUACUAAUGGUGUUGAAAAUACACCACCUUUUAAGGACAUAACUGCUUCAGCUCCUCCAAAAUUGUAUAGAUAUCCAAAGUACACAUAA
This is a messenger RNA of Cinara cedri, 528 nucleotides long. NCBI's taxonomy places the organism in Eukaryota, Metazoa, Arthropoda, Insecta, Hemiptera, Aphididae. The record is from the annotation of a GenBank genome assembly.